UGCAGGAACACUAACAAUGUAAUAACCGUAAUUUAUUGGAAGCAGGCCUACAUUUUAUCCUCAGUCUAUUUGUUGCUGAGGCUGGUUUGUAAGGAUGUGAGCAUUUUGUGUACUCUUAGUGGUUCGCCUGGGCAAGGUGUGUGCUGUCCUACUCAGGGUUGAGCUCACUGACUGCUUCCUCAAGUCUGUUAAAUAAACACACAGGCGCUCUUUCAGUUACAGAAUGAGACUCGGAAGCUAGCGAACAUCCGUAUUGUCUCUCGUGCUGUGAGCUAGCGAGCGGAAGAGUCCGUCUCUUAUCGGUAUAAAAACAUCGUCGAUUCUUAAACACGUUGCGGCGACACAGAUCUGUCGACAUUCAGAAACGACGCAUAUUUGAUUCAUCAUCUAACGGGAAGGAAACGGGGUUGAGUGGAGACUAAAAUGGAAAAGCAGUCUGUUGGCGGUGGAGAUAGCCCUGUGCAGCCGGGAGUACCGAAUCGAAACAACAAGCCUCGAACGCUGGCCAACUCUGGAUCGAGACAGACUAGCGUGGAGACAUUGGACAGUCCUACAGGUUCUCAUGUAGAGUGGUGUAAGCAGCUGAUAGCAGCCACCAUCUCCAGCCAGAUAUCAUCCAUAACCCCAGACACUGCAUCCAGAGACUGCAAGGACUUUAUGGAAAGGGAACAUUGUUACCAAGACGAUAGUGACUCUGAGCUUCCCCCCCACGCUUUGGCUCUCAGAAACGGAACCAAGCAGGUCCAGAUGGAUGAGGUUCCACUGGUUCCGGGAGAGACCAUCAAGGCUGUGGCCAAGGAUGUGAUGUACAUAUGUCCCUUCACUGGCUUAGUGACAGGAACCCUCACCAGCACCGACUAUAAACUAUACUUUAUCAGCCUAGAGAGGGAUACUCCGUUCAUCCUGGAUGUGAACCUGGGCGCGAUCAGUCGCCUAGAGACCAUCAGUGUCCAGAGUCAUGAAGAUAACACACAGGGCAUGGAGAUAGUCUGUAAGGACAUGCGUAGUCCAAGGUUUGCCUAUAAGAAGGACGCCAGCCAACCAGAAAUAGUGGAGGUUCUAACCAAACACACCUUCCCCCUAUCAAAUGACCUGCCCCUGUUUGCCUUCCUGUAUAAGGAGGAGUUUCCUGUGGAUGGAUGGAAGGUGUAUGAUCCUAUAUCUGAGUACAAGAGACAGCGUCUUCCCAACGAGAGUUGGACCAUCAGUAAGAUUAACAGUAGUUAUGAGGUGUGUGACACCUACCCUGCCCUGCUGGUCAUCCCCACUAGCAUCAAGGACGACGACCUCAAACGAGUUGUGGCCUUCAGGGCCAGGCACCGCAUACCGGUAUUGUCAUGGAUCCACCCGGAGAGCCAGGCCACUAUAGUCCGUAGCAGUCAGCCUUUAGUGGGCCCGUCUGACCGGCGCUGUAAGGAGGACGAGCGGUACCUCCAGACCAUCAUGGAUGCCAACGCUCAGUCUCACAAACUCACCAUCUUCGACGCCCGACAGAGCAGCGUGGCAGACAACAACAAGGCUAAGGAUGGUGGUUAUGAGAGUGAGAGUUUCUAUCCCAACGUAGAACUCAACUUCCUGGAGAUCCCCAACAUCCACGUGAUGAGAGAGUCACUGAGGAAACUAAAAGAAGUGGUCUACCCUACUAUAGAUGAGGCUCACUGGCACUCUGCAGUUGACCAGACACACUGGCUAGAGUACAUACGGGUCCUCCUAGCGGGUGCGGUGCGUAUAGCUGACAAGCUGGAGUCUGGUAAAACCUCUGUGGUGGUCCAUUGUAGUGAUGGGUGGGACCGGACGGCCCAGCUCACCUCUCUGGCCAUGCUGAUGCUGGACAGCCACUACCGCACCCUCAGGGGCUUCCAGGUACUGCUGGAGAAGGAGUGGAUCAGCUUCGGACACAAGUUCGCCGCGCGUGUGGGUCAUGGGGAUGAGAACCAUGCCAACUCGGAGAGAUCACCUCUCUUCAUCCAAUUUAUAGACUGUGUCUGGCAGAUGACCCGACAGUUCCCUGCAGCGUUUGAGUUCAAUGAGUUGUUCCUAAUCACCAUUCUGGACCACCUCUACAGCUGUCUCUUUGGUACGUUCCUCUACGACAGCGAACAGGAGAGAGUCGCCAAUGAAGUCCAGACUAAGACAGUCUCUUUAUGGUCCUAUAUCAACAGUCAGCCAGAGGACUUCACCAACCCAUUCUAUGUGGACUAUAAGCACCACGUCCUGUAUCCUCUGGCUAGUGUUAGACACCUGGAGCUGUGGACCGGGUAUUACGUACGAUGGAACCCCCGUAUGAGGCCACAGAUGCCAGUGCACCAGAACCUGAAGGAGUUAUUGUUCCUGAAAGCUGAGUUACAGAGGAAGGUUGAGGAGCUACAGAGAGAAGCAUCUUCAUCACACGGCUCUCUUUCCUCUUCAUCAGAACACACAUCAUCACCCUCACACAGCGGGGGCACGCCCCUACACACCACCGUCUGAAUACACACACACCACCGUCUGAUACACGUUUGUCUUUGUAUUCCCUACUCUGAAUCAGUUUUUCACAUCAAGUGUUUUUAUCAUAGAGAAGUAGUUAGUUUUAAUAGAGAAAAUAAGUACACAUUUGUAACAAAGUUUCAUUCUUUGUUGUAUUCAAAUAAGAGAAAAGAUAUGGGGUAAUGAAAUUGUUGAAAGAAAUAUUACAGGAUUGUGAAAAAUGCACCAUAGUAUUUUGUUAAACAAAGUGUAAAUAUAAAUAGAUGUAACUAAUAUAUUUCUACCUACCAAAAGUAGUAUACUCUUUAUGAUUGACAACAGUUUCCAAUGAAUUGAAUUCAUAGUGUAGAAAUAUGAAAUAUCAACAGCACUUUUGAACUACCACAUUCCAGUAAGCAUGUAUUAGUAAGCAUGUUAUAUCAACUCAAUGGCAACCUGUUCCCUAUAGGCCCUGGUCAAAGGUAGUGCACUAUGUAGGGAUUAGGGUGCCAUUUGGAGUGCUGUCUAAAUAAGAUCUCUGUCUCUGUACUAACUUAACCUGAUCCAGCUGUGCCAUAACUAUUACUCUGUAAUAUAAUGUGUCCCCUCUUCCUGUCCGUCCCUUUAAUGUGCCCUGACUGGAGGUUUACCUUUGUGUAUGUUGUGUUCCUACCAACAUGUUCCAUUGAAAGUCUCGGUGCACUUGUUUUUUUACUUCAACUUUUUAUGUCUUUUUUUUUGUAUUUAAUUUCUAUGCAAUGGUGAUAUCCAUAUGAUCUGUAUUAUAUAUUGUGCUCUUAUCUGUGGUAUUCCUUUGUGACUUUUCUUUCAUUGUGCUGAUGCCAAAUCCUUAUUUUAGGGUACCAUUUAUACCAAGAUGCUCUCCUUGCCCUCUGCCGACGUUAAUCAAUGGUAAUGUUGUCUAAGCGCAUAGGCCCUUUGUGGCUUUGAAGACACACAGCAGCAACACUGAUAUCCCAACUAACUACCCAUAUCCUUUUCCUUGAGGAUUAGAUCAAUAUGAUUUAAGCCUAACUAACCUUAAUGUUUUUGACAUUAUGUAUGGAUCCUACUGUAUUAUGGUGGUUAUAACUGUUUCCUGUGUCAUGUGGUGGUUAUAACCACUGUUUUCUGUGUCAAGCUUAUAUGUUCUCACCACUGUGCUGCAACUUCAUUGAACGCUUCCGUGGUAAAUGUGAUAUGUAUUUGUUUAUUGUCCAAUUAUUAUAACUUAUUGUUAUUC
This is a messenger RNA of Coregonus clupeaformis (lake whitefish), 3688 nucleotides long. Its product is annotated as myotubularin-related protein 1. Gene Ontology annotation, molecular function: phosphatidylinositol-3,5-bisphosphate 3-phosphatase activity. Bases 424 to 2469 code for a protein of 681 amino acids. Gene Ontology annotation, biological process: dephosphorylation. Lineage: Eukaryota; Metazoa; Chordata; Actinopteri; Salmoniformes; Salmonidae. The transcript is spliced from 17 exons. The record is from RefSeq and is a predicted model, not a curated record.